AUGCUUUUCAAUAGGUUUUCAGGUCUAUACACAUGCAGGGAUUUUUUGCGACCAUCCGUAGGGUCCAUUCGGUCGAUAUCUAUACUUGGAAGUCUACAGCCCAGUGAGGGCUCUACACAUAACUACAAAAGAUUGGGAAGAGGUCCGUCUAGUGGAAAGGGUAAGACAUCUGGUCGUGGUCAAAAGGGUCAAAAAGCUCGAGGGAAGGUGAAACCAUGGUUUGAAGGUGGUCAAACUCCUAUUGUCAAGUUGUUUCCCAAGAUUGGGUUUACCAAUGUUAACUCUCUUAGAUUGAGUACGUUAAACUUGGAGCGGAUAAUGUGGUUUCAUAGAAAUGGCAGGUUACAUUUAGGUCCAGAUGAGGUGUUAACGAUGAAAGUUAUGAAGGAUGUUGGGCUAGUUACUGGAUCCAUUAAAGAUGGUGUUAAGAUUCUUGGCGGUGGAAAACGUGAGUACAACCUACCCAUUAAAAUCGAGGCUUCUAUGGCAUCCAAAGACGCGAUUGAGGCGAUUGAGGCCGCAGGAGGAGAGUUCACUGCUCGUUAUUUCAACAAGUUGGGUUUGAGGGCCCACCUAUCUCCACAUUGGUUUCUGCAAAAAAGAGGGCGGUUACCUCUUCCUGCUAGACCGACUAAAAGGAAAACCGUUGAAUACUAUAGUAACAUUGAAAAACGUGGUUAUUUAGUCAAGGAAAACCAUCCUUACUUGACACAGAUAUUGGCAGCUAGGAAAGCCGGAUUAACAAAUGUAUCCAGAAAAAGUGUAAAGAAAUCUGGUCUGGAGAGACAAUUGGAAGCCUUGGAGGAGUCUGCUGGUAUUUCUUAUGAAUCUGCAGCAUUUAGUUCCACUAUAACUAGUCUGGAAAACUCAACCAAGUAA
Molecule: messenger RNA, 879 nt
Organism: Eremothecium cymbalariae DBVPG#7215
Lineage: Eukaryota; Fungi; Ascomycota; Saccharomycetes; Saccharomycetales; Saccharomycetaceae
Gene: MRPL10
Product: mitochondrial 54S ribosomal protein uL15m
Exons: 1
Coding region: 1-879 (292 amino acids)
Biological process (GO): translation
Cellular component (GO): mitochondrial large ribosomal subunit
Molecular function (GO): structural constituent of ribosome
Source: RefSeq, a predicted model, not a curated record